CAGCUUCUUCUUCUUCUUCCAUAAUGAAAUGACUACACACAAGGAGAAACAGAUUGACUAAAAAAGAAAAGGAGUCAAUACGAUUUUGGUUGUCUGUAGCCUAGCGUAGAAGAGCAUGCCAAGUUCAUAACCUGGUCAAUUAAUUUACUAGAAGUACACAUUACUACGAAUCGGCAGCAGCAAAAAAAAUAGUGUGCAAGUUGUAAAAAUAAUUGAAUCUCAACUGUGUGCCACUCUCAUUCAUCACCAUUUUCCAUUCGUUAUAAUAAAAGCUAAUCUUCUUAACUCGAUUUUAUUCAACAACGAGACUUAACUCUGGUAUAGUUAUUUGUUAAGCUUUUAGUGUGACCUGCUAAAUGGCGAGAACAAAUCCUACAUAAUAAUUAAUUGAAUCCAGCCAUCAUCAUUAAAAAGACUGAGCCACUUAUCAACGAACUUCACUGAAAUUUGUAUACAUACGUGCAUUCUACGUAAAUAUGUACAUGUUCGUUCUCACUGGGGAAAAAUUUCGUCCAGCAUGUUAUGUGCAGUAAUAAAUUUACAUGUUUACUUAUAUGGUCAGUGGUUAAAUGUUAGUUAAAUAUUUGCAGUUAGUCAUUUUUGGCUACGAACGAAGCUCUCAAGUAAAGCUUUAACACAUACAUGACUAAGGGUAUUUCUUAGUAUGUUCAAAUCUGGGAGGAUAGUGGUGUCAUAUUUUUGAGUAUACAUACAAACACUGUCAUAUCGAACUUAUCCAUCCGACAAGGACGCCUAAAGCUUGCAUAAAUAGACAAUUAUCGGGACAACAUGGCCGAGUCUUUCGACCGACGACGCGACUUGCCCCCACUGCCUCCAGGUGUAGAAAUGAUGCAUCCUCCACCUUCAGCCUCUCCGGUCAGCUCGAGUUACUCGGAACUUCGACGCACAAUUGUCCCUCCUUCAUCGUACAAUAAUUACAACGAUUACAACUAUUCGGUCAGCCAGGCCGACUAUCAGCCCUACCUCUACCCCUCCAGCAGUUCUCAGGCGAGAUCCUCCACUGCGGAAUCAAUCUAUGAACCAAUCGUCCCCCGCACCGAUUCGAGAAUGACUCUCAACUCGACGACAUCCAAGAAUUCGUUGGACCGUAGAAAUUUAGACACUCCGGAUAAAUACAUUCCGACCUCUUCGACAGAAUCAGAAAUUGAUGCGCUUACCGACCUCUUGAUGACCUCGUUGAGAAAGAAUGAAGUGUUUUUUGGUGUCUGUUGCAAAUGUGGGAAGCAAGUUAUCGGUGAAGGGACGGGAUGCACAGCCAUGAAUAAAAUUUUCCACAUUAAUUGCUUACGGUGCAGAGUUUGCGAUUGUCUUCUUCAAGGCAAAUCCUUCUUUUAUCAUGUGGAUGGAAAACCAUACUGCGAGAAGGAUUACAUGAGUCGACUCGAAAAAUGCUGCGUAUGUUCGGAUCCAAUUUUGGACAGGAUCUUAAGAGCAAAUGGGAAGCCAUAUCAUCCCAAAUGUUUCACUUGUGUCAUUUGUGCAAAAAGCUUGGAAGGAAUCCAAUUCACUAUCGAUGCUGCAAAUAGGAUCUAUUGUAUCGAGGAUUUCCACAAGAAAUUUGCCCCACGCUGCAGUGUUUGCGAACUUCCCAUAAUGCCAGAACCUGGAAAUGAUGAAACUGUACGAGUUGUCGCCCUGGACAGGUCAUUCCACGUGAAGUGCUACAAAUGCGAGGAUUGUGGACUACUCCUCCGAUCCGAAGCUGAAGGACGAGGCUGUUAUCCUUUAGAUGGACACAUUUUGUGCAAGAGUUGCAACGCCAAACGAGUUCGUGACAUGAAAAUUUGAAACCAUUUGACAUUCCUUACACACACUCCGUCAAAUUCAACAUAGUCAUAUUAGCGACCUUAAUUUAAUCAACAGACUUUUUGCAAUAUGUAAAGAUAUCAAACACUUUCAAUCGCUUGACGAUUAUUGCUUUAGACUCACAAUUUUGUAAAGUAAUCUCAUAUUCAGUCUUCAUUCCAGCCUCGCAAAAAAUAUAUAAAAAUACGACAUACGUCGACAAUUUGUAUCUAGUAAUAAUAUGCGCUUUGUCGUCUUGUGAUUUUAAAUUGAUAGGUAUAUUUUGUCGUCCUUUUGAUGUUCCUGGCUUGAUUUAUACAUAGCUGAUCACAUACUGACAAAAAAUUACGUCGCAGUCAUUCCGUAACUUAUUUACUAAAGUGGAACUAAGCAAUACGCACACAGAGAUAAAUGCAAUAAUGAUGAUGAUAAUACCUAAUUUUGACAUUAUAAAUCAUUUCGGCUAGACAUUUGCUUAUGCAUUAUUACAGAGCUCGCCGUUUGGGUAUAAUAUUCAAUAGGUGUUUACUACACGUGCGUCUCCUUGAAUCUCCAAAUUAUGGUCUACAUAACACACGCCACGACGAAAAAAUAGUGAUCAAUUGCUUGUUUGUUAUUCUAAGAAAUUUGUUGUGAUUCUAUAAUAAAAAUUUGCUUGUUAUUCA
Folsomia candida is the source of this 2471-nucleotide messenger RNA. RefSeq names its product lipoma-preferred partner homolog. Gene Ontology annotation, biological process: cell-cell adhesion. The record is from RefSeq and is a predicted model, not a curated record. Lineage: Eukaryota; Metazoa; Arthropoda; Collembola; Entomobryomorpha; Isotomidae. The transcript is spliced from 8 exons. Gene Ontology annotation, cellular component: stress fiber; focal adhesion. Bases 790 to 1809 code for a protein of 339 amino acids.